AUGAACGGGAAGAAAGACGAGGAGCCACAAGUGAAUAUGGAAGUCGAUGCACCGUCUACGAGUGCGGCAAAUGCCGAAAAUUCCUUUGUCACCUCCACAACGCUGCCCAGUGUGACCGUUUCGCUGCAUCCGCUCGUCAUUAUGAACAUCUCGGAGCACUGGACUCGUUUGCGGGCGCAAAAUGGCACCAAACAAGAUGUCUACGGCGCGUUAAUUGGCAAACAGCAAGGACGCAACAUCGAGAUCCUGAAUUCGUUCGAGCUGAAAUUCGAAGUCAUUGACGGCGACGUGGUCAUAAAUCGCGAGUACUACAACACAAAGGAGCAGCAAUACAAGCAGGUCUUCUCCGACUUGGAUUUCCUCGGAUGGUAUUGCACGAGUAGCAGCGAACCGACGGAAGCCGAUCUCAAAAUCCACAAACAAAUCUGCCAGAUUAACGAGUGCCCGAUUUUGUUGCAGCUCGAUCCGCAGUCACGCAACGUCGACCAGCUGCCCAUCAAGUUGUACGAAACUGUGAUCGAUAUUGUGCAAGGUGCCGCGACGAUGCUUUUUGUGCCGCUCACAUAUACGCUCGCCACGGAAGAAGCGGAACGCAUCGGAGUCGAUCACGUCGCUCGCAUGUCAACCAACGAAGCGGGCGAAAAUUCUGUCGUGGCGGAAAAUUUGGUCGCGCAACACAGCGCCAUCAAGAUGUUGCAUUACCGCGUGAAGCUGGUGCUGGCUUACGUGAAGGCCGUGGAAGCGGGAACACUGGCGCCGAAUCACGAAAUCUUGCGCGAGGCAUAUACGUUGAGUCAACGCUUGCCCGUUGUCCAGAGCGAGACUUUUCGACAGGAAUUUUACACGCAGUGCAACGACGUGGGCCUCAUCACGUAUUUGGGCGCCAUCACGAAGGGGUGCAACGACAUGAAUCAACUUGUGGGCAAAUUUAACGUCUUGUACGAUCGCCAGGGCAUGGGACGUCGCAUGCGCGGCUUAUUUUUCUAGAAGGCAAACGAUGAUUUUUUUACCAGUUUAAGCGUGUAUUCGAUACGAAAUGAUGUGAAAAUAAUAAAAUUAAACUAAAAU
Culicoides brevitarsis is the source of this 1068-nucleotide messenger RNA. It is a transcript of the gene CSN6, whose product is annotated as COP9 signalosome complex subunit 6. The coding region runs from base 1 to 987 and encodes 328 amino acids. Gene Ontology annotation, molecular function: protein binding; metallopeptidase activity. Gene Ontology annotation, biological process: protein deneddylation. Gene Ontology annotation, cellular component: COP9 signalosome. The transcript has a single exon. The record is from RefSeq and is a predicted model, not a curated record. Lineage: Eukaryota; Metazoa; Arthropoda; Insecta; Diptera; Ceratopogonidae.